AUGUCUUCCACUACCACAGAAGUUUUGCAGCGAAAACCACGCAAUGUUGCGGUCAAUACAAAUCCUGAGCAUGGCCUCCACCUGGUCGAGUCAGAUGUUCCUGAGCCGGGCCCUAAAGACUGCCUCGUCCACGUUCGCGCCACAGGCAUCUGCGGCUCUGAUGUCCAUUUCUGGAAACAUGGAAAGAUCGGUGAUAUGAUAGUCGUCGGGGAGAACGGGCUUGGUCAUGAGAGUGCUGGUAUCGUGAUCAAGACUGGUAGCGAAGUGACUCGGUUCAAGCCAGAUGUGGUAUUCUUCUCGACGCCGCCGUAUGACGGAACCUUGCGCAGAUACCAUGUACAUCCCGAAGCAUGGUUACAUGCCUUGCCUGACCGUCUUUCGUAUGAAGAAGGCUCGCUACUGGAACCUCUUUCGGUCGCUCUCGCCGGUAUCGAUCGGUCAAACUUGCGGCUUGGUAGCGCACUUGUCAUCUGCGGAGCGGGCCCCAUUGGUCUAGUCACGCUGCUUGCUGCACAUGCUGCAGGUGCUGCUCCAAUUGUGAUAACGGACAUGGACGAAAAUCGCUUGCAAGUGGCCAAGAAACUCCUUCCACGUGUGCGUACGGUGAAAGUAGCCCGAGAAGAUGCUGCGAAAGACCUGGGAACGAGAAUAAUCGAGACGCUAGGGACAGAGGCCGAGCUGGUGCUGGAGUGCACUGGCGUGGAAUCUAGUAUCCAAGCGGGCAUAUAUGCAACACGGUUUGGAGGCUCCGUCUUCGUCAUCGGAGUUGGAAAGGACUUCCAGAACAUACCGUUCAUGCAUCUUUCUUCGAAGGAGAUCGAUCUGCGAUUUCAAUACAGGUACCACGACACCUAUCCGAAAGCUAUCAAUCUAGUCAACGAGGGAUUGAUCGACUUGAAGCCUCUGGUGACUCAUCGCUAUAAGCUAGACGACGGCGUGGAUGCUUUCGCGACGGCUUCGACUCCAGGUGCAAGGGCUAUCAAGGUGCAGAUCCUGGAUGAUUGA
Didymosphaeria variabile is the source of this 1005-nucleotide messenger RNA. RefSeq lists its product as uncharacterized. The coding region runs from base 1 to 1005 and encodes 334 amino acids. The record is from RefSeq and is a predicted model, not a curated record. Lineage: Eukaryota; Fungi; Ascomycota; Dothideomycetes; Pleosporales; Didymosphaeriaceae. Gene Ontology annotation, molecular function: zinc ion binding; L-iditol 2-dehydrogenase (NAD+) activity. The transcript has 3 exons. Gene Ontology annotation, biological process: D-sorbitol catabolic process.